Messenger RNA from Nilaparvata lugens (brown planthopper), 249 nucleotides. Its product is annotated as retinol dehydrogenase 11-like. The annotation marks the transcript as partial. The record is from RefSeq and is a predicted model, not a curated record. The transcript is spliced from 2 exons. Lineage: Eukaryota; Metazoa; Arthropoda; Insecta; Hemiptera; Delphacidae.
GGGCAGUGGUAAUAAUAGCCUGUCGUUCUGUUAGCAUUGGCCGUGAAGCUCUAGAGGAUAUCAAAAACAUCAGUGGUAGUCCAUAUAUAUCUUGCGAAGAGUUGGAUCUUGCAUCGUUCGCCAGUGUUAGGGCUUUUGUAGACGGACUCACGAGUAAAGGCAUAAACAAUAUCUACGCUCUGAUAAAUAACGCUGGAGUGUUCUAUUGUCCGUAUAGAGUCACAGAGGAUGUUUUGAAAUAACAUUUCA